Messenger RNA from Nematostella vectensis (starlet sea anemone), 2267 nucleotides. RefSeq names its product kinetochore protein NDC80 homolog. The record is from RefSeq and is a predicted model, not a curated record. The transcript is spliced from 19 exons. Gene Ontology annotation, cellular component: Ndc80 complex. NCBI's taxonomy places the organism in Eukaryota, Metazoa, Cnidaria, Anthozoa, Actiniaria, Edwardsiidae. The coding region runs from base 114 to 1919 and encodes 601 amino acids. Gene Ontology annotation, biological process: attachment of mitotic spindle microtubules to kinetochore.
CGCGUUCAAAUAAAGCGCGGGAUUCGAGCAACGACUCCAUUUCUUGUUGUUCUUGUCGAAAAUCGCUUCUUUCCAUCAAAAUACAUAUAGCACAAGUCACCAAUACAGUCAAAAUGAGGCGGCAAACGCUUGGGAUGCUAAAUAUUGGCAAUCAGCCUCGGCAACCCCAAGAAAAAAAGAAAUCGUUGGGCUCAAGAAGACAGUCUACCGGUGGAAGGCUAUCGUUGAGUGGUCGUCCGUCGGGCAUUAGAAGAUCCAGUCAAUAUGGUGCUGGAAGCUCACAGGUGGUAAAAGAUCCCCGGCCUUUGUCUGACAAAGGAUAUCAACAAAAGAUGAUUAGAACUCUAACAGAGUUCCUGACAGAGUUUAAUUACCCCCACCCAAUCUCCAAUAGAAUCCUGAGUGCUCCACCAAUGAAGGAGUUUAAACGAAUUUUUUUGUUUAUCUACAAGUAUGUCAAUGACAGCUCAAAGGUUCAAACUGCAAUCGAGAAAAAGCCUGAAGAAGAAAUUCCAAAGAUCUUGAAAAUGCUUGGGUACCCAUUUAACAUCUCCAAAAGCUCCAUGUUCUCAGUUGGUAGUCCCCAUACCUGGCCAAACUUACUGGGAGCCCUGUGUUACCUUAUUGAGCUUAUAAGGUAUUGCAUCGAACUGAGUGACAGUGACAAUAUCCUGUUUCUGGAAGAUGCAUGUGAAGGAGCAGAUGCCGGCGAUGGUCCAAGCUAUUUCGACAAGUGUUACUUUGAAUACCUGGAGAAAUCAUACUCUGCUUUUCUGAUGGGCAAAGAGCUGGAUGAACUUGAGGAGUAUGAUCAUGAUUUUUACCAGCAGAUCCGAUCCAAGUAUAAUGCCAAAUACCAAGAGCUUGACGAGCUGAAGACUGAAAAUGCAGAAUUGGAAAAUGAGCUUGCAAAACUAGAAGGAAUGUCAAUGCUUCAGGAUUGUAUCCAACAAAAGAAAGGCCUUGCUGCAGAUGAAGAGAAAUUCCGCAAAUACAUCGGAGAUCUAAAGCGACACUCCACCAAGAUGGAGGAGUCAGAUGCGCAGACAGAAGAAGAAAUCCAAGCAAUAAGACUUGAGCUUGAAGAGAUCACAAGAGAAAACACACAAUUACAGACCCAGCUCAACCAACAAGAGCUGAGUCCAGCUGAUGUAGAGAACAUGAAGAAGGAGAAACAAGAAUGCAAGAAGAUGGUGCAGACCUUGGAGCAGAAACGGGAUGGGAUUGACCAGCAAAUAUGGGAGCAGGAGAUGAAGUUUGCUAAGACCCAUGAAGAGACUCAUAAGCUUGUUAGCGAGUAUAACGUGACAGCAAGGAAGCUAAAGCUGAUCCCGGCGUCCGCCCCAAAUGCACUGGGUCUGGACCUAGAAAUGCGCUUUAACCCAAUGGAUAUGCAGCCAGACUUUGGUAAACACUUCAAGGCAAAAAUCAAGAACCCGCUUAUCAGCCUCAAGCAGAAAAUCGCGGAAUCAACGCGGGAAAUUCAGUCGCACAAGAUCACCGAAGUGGAGAGUCUGGACCAGAUAACGGAUAUGGUCGAGUCGAAAAAGGAAGAAGCGGAGGCUCUGGAAGCAAAGCUUGCGGGACUAGAUAAGGAAUUGGAAUGGAGAAGAGACGUAAUGAAUAAAGAAUAUACACGACUUGCAAGCGAACUGCAAGCGCAAGAAGACAAAGUGCUCAACAUGAAACAGCAAGUCCAAGCAGGAACCGAGAAGAAAGAGCAGGAGCUUAGAGAAGUGCAAGAAAGGGCGGAGUCACGCCUCCAAGAGAUGGCCAAUAUGCAUAAAGAGUACGAUGACUUUCUUGGGCGGGCAGGGAUGCUUGUCAUGGAUCACAAGACAAUUAUGCAGAAUCGAGUAUCAGAGAUCCAGCAACUAGCAAAAGACCAACUCAACCAGGCAAAGCGCCCGAACUCAUGAGAACCCGCGAACCCUGGAUGUUGUAAAUAAUCGCACCAGUGUUGAUGUAAAAUUUCUUCCUGAAAAGUCAAAAUCAAACCAUCGUAAUUUUUCCAUUGUUUCACUACUAAAAGAGUGCAAUCUACCCUAGUGUGAGAACCACCUGUAAGUGAUAUAGCUGCCCCGAUCAAUCAGAUAUGCUGACAUAUCGUUUACAGCAAUAUGGCUUUGGAUGCUAUUCUGUCGCAACAAAGAUUUCGACCCCCUUAAAAAGAGAGAGAAUUGAUCUUGUUUUUUUUUUCUAUUUAAUAUUACAUCUGUGUAUGUUCAUUAUAGCAUUAUUUUAUAUAAAUAUUUUUGUUUGAAAAA